CAUGUUCAUUACAACUCUAGCAACAAAAAUGGUUGUAAUAGUUUUGUGAGAGUUCGAAUCUCUGUCAUUAAAAAUGUUCAGACUUCAGUUAAAUCACCACUUCCUAUAUUGGUGAAUGGGUGUACUGGCAAAAUGGGGAGGGCAGUUCUUGAAGCAUCAAUCUCUGCGGGACUUCAACCCGUGUCUGUAUGUUUUAGUGGUCCAGAAGAUGAAGGAAAAACUGUGGAAGCGGGUGGAAAAGAGAUAACUGUGCAUGGUCCUUCAGAUAGAGAAAACAUCCUGUCCUCUGUUUUUGAGGAACACCCGAAUCUAAUUGUAGUGGACUAUACAGUGCCUGCUGCUGUGAAUGAUAAUGCUGAAUUAUACAGCAAAGUGGGAGUGCCUUUUGUGAUGGGAACAACUGGUGGAGAUAGGGAAAAGCUGUACAAAACAGUGGCAGACUCAAAAGUUUAUGCUGUGAUCUCCCCACAAAUGGGAAAGCAGGUGGUAGCUUUUCUCGCAGCCAUGGAAAUCAUGGCCGAACAAUUCCCUGGAGCUUUCUCUGGGUACAGUUUACAGGUGAUGGAGUCUCAUCAAGCAAGUAAAUUGGACACUUCUGGAACUGCGAAGGCUGUUAUCUCUUGCUUUCAGAAACUAGGCGUUUCUUUUGAUUUGGAUGAGGUACAACUAAUACGAGAUCCCGUACAACAAGUUGAGAUGGUUGGUGUCCCCGAAGAACACUUGUUAGGCCAUGCUUUCCACAUGUACCAUCUGACCUCACCAGACGGAACGGUUUCUUUUGAAUUUCAACACAAUGUUUGUGGUAGAUCUAUCUAUGCAGAGGGCACAGUUGAUGCUAUACUUUUCCUUGCUAAGAAGGUGAAGUUGAAAGAAGAGAAGCGGAUAUAUGACAUGAUCGACGUGCUGCGAGAGGGGAACAUGCGAUAACAGCUGAGUUACAUAUGCUGGAGCAGGGUGUAUAGCAUUUAGACCUCGGAAUGGAGAGAAACGAAUGGUGGGUUCAAUUUUGUUGGCUUUGGCCCUUCCAGUGGUUCUUGAUGCUUUCGGAUCUGUAGUUGAAUGACUCUUAAGAUGCAGAAAUCAAAAUAAUAUAAAGAUUCUAUUAUGACUA
This is a messenger RNA of Lycium ferocissimum, 1111 nucleotides long. Its product is annotated as 4-hydroxy-tetrahydrodipicolinate reductase 1, chloroplastic-like. The record is from RefSeq and is a predicted model, not a curated record. Gene Ontology annotation, cellular component: chloroplast stroma. Lineage: Eukaryota; Viridiplantae; Streptophyta; Magnoliopsida; Solanales; Solanaceae. Gene Ontology annotation, molecular function: 4-hydroxy-tetrahydrodipicolinate reductase activity; NADPH binding.